Molecule: messenger RNA, 4102 nt
Organism: Gallus gallus (chicken)
Lineage: Eukaryota; Metazoa; Chordata; Aves; Galliformes; Phasianidae
Gene: CERCAM
Product: cerebral endothelial cell adhesion molecule
Exons: 14
Coding region: 1898-3433 (511 amino acids)
Source: RefSeq, a predicted model, not a curated record
GGCCUCGGAGCGCUGCCGCCGUCCGGGACGUGCGCUGAGCUCUGCGCUGCGGACGCCGUGAGUCGGGCGCUGCGGAAGCGGCGUUCGGGCCGGUGGUGGCGGGGGGGGUUCGCCGCGGGUCGGGGCUGCGGGAGGUCGGGGCCACCCCCACGUAGCGGCGGGGACCCCGCGGCGGCCGCAGGGAUCCCCGGUGGCGGUCGGUGGGACGCGGGAGGACGGAUCCCCGCGCACAAUGCGUCGGCCCCGCUCCUGAGCCGGCAGCCGGAGCCCCUUUCCCAGCGCCGAGCGCCUUUGUCUCGCCUUUGUGAUGGAAAGAGUCCCUCCUAAAUCAAUGCCAUGACACCGGCAUUGUCUCCUCGCUAGGAGUUUUUAAACUUUUCCCCCCCGAGGUCAGGAAUGUGGCCGGGUUCUAUGGGGACGGAGGAGCACGGGUGGGUGGGGGGCUGCGGGGUCACGCUGGCUCGGCGGGUCAGCCGAAAACAAAACCUUUUGAAAUACCUACCCUCCAUCACUGCCAACAUUGUCCCCUGCCAGCAGGGGCCUGGCACGGCCCUUCAAUGCCUCUAGCCCGGCCGCUGUCCACCCCAGCGGUCAGCAUCUGGGAGCGGACAGAAGGGCAUUGUGCGGGGACAGCUUUGUUUUCGGUCACAGCUGCCCGGGCUGGGACGGGGCCGACCCGAAGUGCCGGUGGGUGGGAGAGGAAGGAGGGGACGGAGGGGACGGCAGCGCACGGGUCAGCGCCUCGCGGGGGGGACCCGUCCCGUCGGUGCCGGUUGGGGCACUCUGAUGUCACCGUCCAUCCAAGGGGUGCAGUGGGGGACGGAGCGUGGGGCGCCCUGUGGGGCUGGCACUGCCGCUGUGGGACCAGGACAGCCCAGGGCUGGGUGCACUGGUGGCAUCCUUCUGGUUUGGGAAUGAGGACCGGGAGAUGUGCUGCCGCCGUAAGCCCUGAUUUGGGACCAGGUUUCCCCCUGAUUUUUGGCCGGGGAGCAGGAGGUGUGCUGGUGUUGUGUCCCAAGGUUGAGUCUGGGGACCAGGAGGUGCAUCCCCCUGGUUCCCAGCCUCCAUUUCCCCUUGCUUGGCAGUGUCCCCGUGCCCUUGAUGGGUCCCAUUUGGGGGCUGCAGGUGUGGUCCAGUCCAUAGGAGCACUGUGUGGGGCUGAGCAUCCCAUGUACCGCCUGCAGGGACAGCACUUGGCUGGAGCACAUCUGUGCCAUGGCACAGAGCAUCCCCGCUCCAGCUGUGUGUGACAGGCCCUGGAGAAGGCUGUGCUCUCCCCAGUAUUUGCAGCACCUCCGGCUCUGCCCAGCCCAGGCCAGGGCUGACAUCCCAGGGCUCAGUGGUGAUUUUCUGUCCCAUUUGCAUCAGUACGGCUCCCCCCAUACCUCACAGCCAGCACACGGAUGCAGCCCCCGCUGCCCCCCCUCCUGCUCCUCCUGGGUGGCCCCAAAUCCCCCUGGAUUUUCCUAACUGGGCAAUGAGGUUUGGAGGCUCUGGGUUCAUUGCUGUUAUUUUUACCCGGCUGUUGAGGAGCGGAGUGGAUGGGUUUAGCAGAGCUGGAAGCGGAGCGCUGGCAGGAGGAGAGCCCAGCCCUGAUCUACCCAACAGCUGGAGGUGUAUCUCCACGUAUUGAUUCGUGCACCCACAUCUGAGCCCUUCGGAAGAAUGUGACGUUGGAGGAACCUGGAGCUUUGCAAAGGCUUCGCUCAGAGACGUAACAAAUGUGACGGAAGGGGUGGAGACAGGAGGUGCGGUUGGAUCCCUUCGUCCUCCGUCGCAUUUCAGACGUGCCAGCAGCAGAGCGGGAUGGAGCUGCGGACCGUCAGAGCGGUGGCGGCGGACGCGCGGCUGCAGCGCGGGGUGUGCGACAGACCACAACUCGGACAACACGACGGCGAUGCUGCAGGAGUGGCUGCAGGCAGUGGGCAGCAAUUACCACUCGGUGGCAUGGAAGGCAGAAGAGGGGCCCAGUUCUUACCCCGACGAGCUCAGCCCCAAGCACUGGAGCGACAAACGCUAUGAAAACCUGAUGAGGCUGAAGCAGGAGGCUCUGAGCUACGCCCGGGGGCUGCGGGCGGAUUACAUCCUGUUUGUGGACACGGACAGCAUCCUGACCAACAACCAGACCCUCACCUUCCUCAUGGCGCAGAACAAGUCGGUGGUGGCCCCAAUGCUGGACUCGCAGACCUUUUACUCCAACUUCUGGUGCGGGAUAACACCCCAGGGCUUCUACCGCCGCACGGCCGACUACUUCCCCACCAAGAAUAGGCAGCGCCGGGGCUGCUUCGCCGUGCCCAUGGUGUACGCCACGUUCCUGAUCGACCUGCGGAAGGAGGAGACGGCACAGCUGGCCUUCUACCCACCCCACCCCAACUACACCUGGGCUUUUGACGACAUCAUUGUCUUUGCCUACUCCUGCCAGGAGGCCGGUGCUGAGGUCCACGUGUGCAACCAGCAGCGCUUUGGCUACAUCAACGUCCCCGUGAAGGCCCAUCAGACGCUGGAGGAUGAGCGCGUCAACUUUGUGCAUCUCACGCUGGAGGCCAUGGUGGAUGGUCCCCCCAUGCAGCGCUCCCGGCACAUCUCUGUCCCGCCCAAACCACUCACCAAAUUGGGCUUUGAUGAAAUCUUCCUCAUCAAUCUGGUGCGGCGGCCGGACCGGCGCCGGCGGAUGCUGGAGUCCCUGCAGGAGCUGGAGAUCACUGCGCGGGUGGUGGACGCAGUGGAUGGGAGCACCCUCAACAGCAGCGACAUCAAGGUGCUGGGGGUGGACCUGCUGCCGGGGUACUAUGACCCCUUCUCUGGCCGCACACUCACCAAGGGGGAGGUCGGAUGCUUCCUGAGCCACUACAACAUAUGGAAGGAGAUCGUGUCCCAGGGGCUGGAGCGGGUGCUGGUCUUUGAGGACGAUGUACGCUUCGAGGUGUCCUUCCCAGCACGGCUGCAGCAGCUGAUGGAGGAACUGGAGGAGGCACGGCACGACUGGGACCUCAUCUACCUGGGGAGGAAGCAGGUGAAUGCAGAGGAUGAAGCUCCUGUGGAGGGUGUCCAGAACCUGGUGGUAGCCGGGUAUUCCUACUGGACGCUGGCGUACGCCAUCUCCCUCCGUGGCGCCCAGAAGCUGCUGGCUGCCAAGCCCCUCUCCAAAAUGCUGCCUGUGGAUGAGUUCCUGCCCAUCAUGUACGACAAGCACCCCAACGAGGACUACAAGAGGCACUUUGCCCCACGGGACCUGCAGGUGUUUUCGGCUCACCCACUCCUGGUUUAUCCCACCCACUACGCCGGGGACAGCAACUGGCUGAGCGACACAGAGACCUCCACCAUCUGGGAUGAUGACUCCAAACAGACAGGCUGGGUGGGCUCGCAGAAGACCCUGAGGGACCCGCGGGAUGGUGGGGGGUACCUCCGCUCUGCAUCCCACGAUGAGUUCUGAGGGUGCUGGUGCUGGACAUGGACCCCCCCUGGGAGCAGCCAGACCCUCCUCACCCACCCAUGGGAAGGCGUCGGUGAGCAGAGGGCUUGCUCCUGCCUGGACCGUUAGCAGGGAUGCUCACUGCUUUUCUCCAUAGGGACCAGGCAUCGUGACCCAGGGGGAGCAUCGUUAAUCGGGUUCCCCUCCUGGGGUGCUCCAAAGUGGGAUUUGUCCCUGGGGCUCUUGGCAAGACGGUGCCCAGCCAGACAGAGGGGCUGCCAGACCAUGGUGCUCCGGCUCUGCACUCUCCCGAGUAGUGCAAACUGUUUUUUGGACAUCGCAUGUGGAUUUGCUGGUACAGGAGGAGGGGGGAAGGCCCUGAAGGUGCACAUGUGGCCUCCUGCCACCCCCCUGCCUGUUCCAUAUCUGGGCUGAAGCCCAGGAGGAUUAAAGCCAACUGUGUUGGAGCUGACAUCCCCGGCUGCAGGCUGUGCUGGGCAGAGCUGCGCCCAGAUAACACCGAUGACAAUGCCUUCCUCAUUUGUUCUGAUGUUCUCAGCGGAGGUUUUGGCCUUUGGACUGAAAACCUUUUGCUAAUUUGAGCACCGGGAUGUGCAGCUGAGUCCUGCUGGGCUCUGGCAUGUGUCACGUUUGUGGCCAGAUUUGGAAGAGGGUGUUUGCUUUACAAGA